Molecule: messenger RNA, 1269 nt
Organism: Paecilomyces variotii
Lineage: Eukaryota; Fungi; Ascomycota; Eurotiomycetes; Eurotiales; Thermoascaceae
Exons: 3
Coding region: 35-811 (258 amino acids)
Biological process (GO): proton motive force-driven ATP synthesis
Molecular function (GO): proton transmembrane transporter activity
Source: RefSeq, a predicted model, not a curated record
UGUCGCUCGGGACACGGGAACAUGGCGUCACGUGAUGUGUUGGCAUCCAAACCUUGCCGAACAGCCUCAACUCUCCGGAACGUCCAUCUUUGCACGUCGACCCCAUCCCCCUCCCUACCAUCUCUCCUCUGCCACCAUCACAAUGGCUGCACGCAGCGCUGCCCUCAAGCUUGACUGGACCAAGGUGACCGGCUCGCUGGGCCUCCGCGGUCAGACUGCCGCCUCCCUCCAGGCCUUCAAGAAGCGUAACGACGAUGCGCGCCGCAAGGUUCAGGUGCUGUCUGAGCAGCCCCAGACUGUCGACUUCGCCCACUACCGCAAGAUCCUGAAGAACCAGGCGGUCGUUGAUGAGAUCGAGAACUACUUCAAGAGCUUCAAGCCGGCCACUUACGACGUCAACCGCCAACUGAAGGCCAUUGACGCUUUCGAGGCCCAGGCCGUCAAGAACGCUGAGGAGACCAAGGGCAAGGUCGAGGCCGAGCUGUCCAACCUGCAGAAGACCCUCGAGAACAUCGAGACUGCCCGCCCAUUCGAGGACCUCACUGUGGACGAGGUUGCUGCCGCUCAGCCCGAGAUCGACGAGAAGACCGCCUCCCUGGUUAUCCGGGGCAAAUGGAUGCCGCCUGGCUACAAGGUGCGUUUUGCCUUCUACCCCGCCCAUUUUCGUGGCAUCUGGUCGAUCUUUGAACUCUUUACUAAUGCUUCGCGACCCGCAGGAGCGCUUUGGCGACCUUUCCGUUCUGUAAACGUCGUGACCUACUAUCCUACGUUUCCCUUGUUACCCCCAACCAGUAUGAUCAUGUCACCCUAGCCUCCAUGUCAAAUAGAUGGAUCAGCCUCUUGCGGUUUUCGCUUGUUGGCUGCAUGACCUGGUCGUCCAUGUAUAGAACCCAUGUUUGAAUUAAAUGGUUAAUCCACAUUGGUGUCCUCUUCCGUCCGACGUAUCACCGUGUUCCCGGUCGCGUAGACAACUCGUCAUCCAAUGUUGUACCCUCCAUAACGCCCGAUGGCAGGACAACAAUGCAGUGCUCUGGACGGGAUAAUGCCAUAUACCCAUGUAUCUACUGCGUAUUGGGAAGGUGAACCGAAGUGCAGUCUUAGGGCAAUAAUAAUAUGCCGCUUGCAAGUUGCAACUCGCAGAUCGCCGGGCAAUCUAUCCCAUCUUAAGUGGAAUCUGAUGGAGCCAGUAGGCUUAUAGUGGUAUCAAGUAUAGUUUCGGAGACGGAUAUAAGAGACCCUGUUCGUCCACCCGGACACUGAUAACCAAAG